AUGGGAUUUACUGUCUUCAUUCUUUCUUUUUCAUGCAGUCUCUCAGUCUUUCUCUUUUCUUUCUUUCUUUCUUUCCUUUCUUCCAUCCUUCUUUCUUUCUUUCUUUCUCUUUCUUCGUUUGUUUGUUUCUUCAUUUCUUUCUUCGUUUGUUUGCUUUUUUUGUUUUUUUCCUUCGUUUCUUUUUUCGCUACUUUUUUGUUUGUUUGUUUCUUCUUUCUUUCUUUCUUCGUUUGUUUGUUUCUUUUUUCGUUUUUUUUCCUUCGUUUCUUUCUUUCGCUUCGCUUCGUUUCUUUCUUUUUUUUUUUCGUUUCUUUCGUUGUUUCUUCUUUAUUUCUUCGUGUUUUUGUUUUUUUCCUUCGUUUCUUUUUUCGCUUCUUUUUUGUUUGUUUUUUCUUUCUUUCUUUCAUUUUUCGUUUCUUAUUCCUUUCUUUUCUUUCUUUCUUUCGCUUCGCUUCGUUUCUUUCUUUCGCUUCUUGUUUCUUCUUUCUUUCUUCGUUUUUUUUUGUUUUUUUCCUUCGUUUCUUUUUUCGCUUCUUUUUUGUUCUUUCUUUCUUUCUUUCUUUCUUUCUUUGUCCUUUCGUUUCUUUCUUUCUUUCGCUUCGCUUAGUUUUUUUCUUUCGCUUCGUUUCUUUCUUUCUUUCUUUCUUUCUUUCUUUCUUUCUUUCUUUCUUUCUUUCUUUCUUUCUUUCUAAUCCUUUGUUACUCCAUAUAAUCUUUCUUUCUUUCUUUCUUUCUUUCUUAGAAUUCUAUCUCACUUCGCCUAGUCUUUCUUUAUUUAUUUUCACCUACAUCUUUCUUUAUGAUCAUACUUUGAUUUCUUUCUCGCGUUCUUUCUUUCUUUCUUUCUUAGAAUCUAAUUCACUUUAUUUAAUCCUUCUUUUUUAA
This is a messenger RNA of Acanthosepion pharaonis, 885 nucleotides long. NCBI's taxonomy places the organism in Eukaryota, Metazoa, Mollusca, Cephalopoda, Sepiida, Sepiidae. The record is from the annotation of a GenBank genome assembly.